AUGGCUUUCCCUGACUCGAUAGCUGUCCAUGAUGCGUUCAUCCUCCUCUGCAGCUUCUUUGCAUUGUGUGAGUAUGGUUCAUGAAUCUGGCUGUCCAACAGGCAAGCUAGGUAACGUAGCUAGCUAGCUAGGUAAGUAAAGUAAGCUCUUACUGUUAUCUAAUCUUAGUUCAGUGGUUGCCAUGGCGCCAUGAGGAAGCCUUGGCAGAGAGCUCUGUAAAUGUUGUACAUAUUUUUGUUAUUUUAAGUAUUUUUUGUUUCAUUUUUAAAAUAUAUUUUGGGGGGUUUGAUAACCCGGUGAGGGUUGGGCUAAAAUAUCUGUUGGUGACUCAUCGAGUUGCAGGACUGACGAUGGCAGGUCUGUUUACUUGUCUUGGUUAACUAUAGCUAGCUGGCUAAUCUAAUUUGAAUGAUGCAUCCAACACCUGAUCUACAACAGCACCGGUUUUUUAUUACACCUGCCCGUUUCUGGAUGGACGUGGACUGUGUGAGGGGAUUACAGAUAACUGCCAAGGUGUGUUGGUCUCUCAGCCGCUUAUAGCUGCCGAAAGAUGACCCAGGUGGGUGCUACACUUUCGGUGGUGGAUGUUCAAGCCUAUACAGAGGAGUAGCUGUGAACUUAAGCGACAGAAGUGCCUGAUGAAAAGCUCCGGGCCUGCCUGUCUGACUGAUGGCUGUACCAUCGAUGCCACCACCAACACUCAAGUUACUCCUAUCUGUGGAAGACCAUCUCCCAUGAACUGCCAGCUGCCUGAAUAGUUUUUGUUGUAGUUUUUUUAAGUGACUUUGAGAUACUGUAUAAAAAGUGGUGGCUAUAUAAAAUAAAUAUAGUAUUAUUAUUUGAUGAUUUAAAAAAAAUUCUAACUUUACUUUCAACUUUGAUUUUAUAGGCCUCAAGUUUGGGUUUGCGUUUGUGGAGGCAGGCAAGACAGAUCCAAAGAACGUCUCCAAUGUCAUCUUUAAAAAUGUAGCAGACACAUGUAAGUUGACAUUUUGGGGUAGCUUUUUUUUGCCCAGUUUGAGAGAUAAUUUUCGGGUCUAGGAGAUGAUAAAAAUAUUAAUUUCAUGAGAUGCGAACACAUAUGACAAGUUGUUCGAAUUGAUCUUGUUCACCCAAUGCUGUUUGAUGGAAGUGUAAUUUUUUGCAGGUUCACUGUUCUUGAGCUGCACACCCACAAUUGUAAACAUUCUUUUUAGGCAACUGCGCUUUUUGCUAUAUCAAAAUGUUAAUUUUGAAGGAGAGCAUUGUGUGAGUGUUUAAUCUGUGAAGAAUCAACAAUCACAUCCUAAAAAAUAUUUUUAAAAAUUGGACUUGAAUGAGAUGAGGCUGAUUGUUAUUUAUUUUGCUCAUUUGCACCCCAGUAUCUCUAUUUGCACAUCAUCUCUUGCACAUCUAUCAUUCCAGUGUUAAUACUAAUUGUAAUUAUUUUGCACUAUAGCCUAUUUAUUGCCUUACCUCCAUAACUUGCUACAUUUGCACACACUGUAUAUAUAUUUUCUGUUGUAUUUUUGACUUUAUGUUUUGUUUUACCCCAUAUGUAACUCUGUUUUGUUGUUUUUAUCACACUGCUUUGCUUUAUCUUGGCCAGGUCGCAGUUGUAAAUGAGAACUUGUUCUCAACUGGCUUACCUAGUUAAAUAAAGUUUUAUUUUUAUUAAAAACAUAUUAAAAUACAAAAAUCUCAGGAUACUGUAGAUGUCACAUGCUUACAGGCCUCCACUGACACCAACCCAUAAACAGGUUGCAAGCUUUAUGCUUGCAUGUUAGUGUAAGAAGGAGCAAUAGCAUGCAUGCUGCUUGCUGUCUUGACAGCAGUUGUUUCAAUAGCACAGUUUCCACUUCCUGGUGACUGAUGUGGCAGAGUAGGCAUUUGUGAACUAUAGUUAGGCCUACAGGUCAAAGAAGAAAAUUAGUAGGUGACUGUUUAGGUCAUGAAGAUCUUUAAUCUGCUGGGAAAAAGUAUUGAUGUUUUUAUGCAAUGCAACCAACAAAACAAUGGGCCUAAUGGGUAAAGCUAAGUUCACUACUUCUUUUAAUCCCAUCCAUCCCUUGUUUGUUUUCAGUUGUCACCUUGCUGGCUUUCUUUCUCCAUGGCUAUGCGUUUGCCUUUGGGGAGCACAACGCUGUUAUCGGAACCCAAUUCUUCCUCACACUGAACAAGACAAACAUGGUCAACUUCUUCUUCAACUAUGUUCGCUGUGCUGUGGCCACUACUCUGGCACUAGGGGCCGCCAACGAGAGGACAGAACCCAUCGGCUACCUCAUAUCCGCAUAUGUUUUCUCAGGUAUUCUCACUCACUGAUUCUAAAACCACUGUUUUUGGGCCACUUUCCCUCCACUCAAUACUUUUGAGGUGAGGUUUGUUAUGUGGCUUGUGUUGAGAGUCUCUCUGUUUCCUCAGGAAUAAUCUACCCUCUGGCUUGUCAUUGGGUCUGGGACCAGCAAGGCAUCUUCAGUCCAACCUCCACCUCCUACCCAUCACAGGUGUGAACCAGUAAAAAUAUCAUACCAUAAUCAAAUUCAGGAUUUAGCUAUGCAUUACAAGCAGAGAGAUGAUCUCGUAUUGACCCACAUUUCCAUUCAGGACUAUGCAGGCAGCGGUGUGAUCUUCUUGCUGAGUGGUGCAGUGGCAGCUGUCUCACUGCGGGUUAUAGGAUCACGGGCUGGACGCUGGAGUCCCCAUUUCAAACGGACAGAGCACAGCCAGCCUGUAAGUCAUGGAUACAAGUGCAAAGGCCAUCGGAAGACUACAAAAGUAGAUGCUGUUCCAUUCUUCUGCAUCCACCAACUCCUUAUGUCUCCCUUGUAUAUGACUGUUCUUAGAUGGUGGUGCUGGGAGGAUGCCUUCAAAUGCUGGGGUUCUUGGGCCUGGUGAUGGGCACUCACCCCCAUGUGUUGGAUGCUGAGGAGGGCCUGCUGCUGGGGCUGGGCACUGUAAACCUGCUGCAUGCCGCUACAAGCGGAGGACUCUACGGACUAAUGAUCCAACGCAUCGAUAAGAACUACUAUGAUCUCGACAGCAUGCUCUCUGGGGCCAUUGCUGGCAUGGUAACACACUACGGGGGCUUGGAGUUGUUUUGUCUGUUGUGACUGCACAUAAUCUAUGGGGCUUGUGUUGACCAGUGCAUUAUCAAUAACUAAGCAUUUGUUUUUACGCUGAGCUCAGUCUGGUCUUUCUGUGGUGUUUACAGGUGGCAGUGUGUGCAGGAGUAGAUACCUACAUGCCUGGUGUGGCAGUCAUGUGUGGGGCCACUGGAUCUCUCCUAUUUAUCGGCUUUCGGCGCUUCCUCUGUGCUGUGAAUGUGGAUGACCCCCUUAACAUCGUCUCUGGUUAGAAUCACAUUUCUGGUUGAAAUACAAAAAUUGUCUCUCAUCCCCAAAACCACAUGAAUCAUAAUGCGUCUCACUUUCUCUUUAUGUCAGGAUACUUAAUUCCAGGGGCCUGGGGCUUGAUGCUUGCUGGUUUGUUCUCUGAUCAUGGGGCUCUUGGAGGACAUAUCCAGGUGAGAAAUAAAACAGACUACCCUGGAGUAACCUCUGCUGCAUAGUUGCUGUGGUGUACAACAUUUACUGAGUUGGUUGUUCUCCUUUUGUUUUUAUUAUUUCCAGGUGUUGGGGAACAAUUGCAUUGUGGCACUGGUGUUAUUCUUCUGGGCAGUGGCUAUGAUGUACCCUCUUCUCUCCAUACUCAUGUGUUUUGGAGUGCUGCGUGUACCCCGCUUCAUGGAGAAACAAGGUGAGAUAAUACCCAUGCUCUGCAGUCAUUUCAGCACCGGAAGCUAAGAGGAAUGGUACAUUUGUUAUGCAUAAUGAUACAUUGGUCCAAAGAUAAUGCAAGCGCUCUCUCCCUGUGGUGUGUCUUUUACAGGAAUAGACAAAAUCAGACACACACUAAGACACCCUCACGGCACCAGGAAGUCGCUGAACUAA
Molecule: messenger RNA, 3929 nt
Organism: Coregonus sp. 'balchen'
Lineage: Eukaryota; Metazoa; Chordata; Actinopteri; Salmoniformes; Salmonidae
Source: the annotation of a GenBank genome assembly